AUGGCCUUCAAGGACGGCGGCGAGAAUACUACGCCUAGCAGGCGUCACAGUCUCAAUGAUGAGUGUGAUCCCAACUCGGUGGCUGAUGAGAAGAGACUUGUUGCCAAGUUGGACUUUUACAUUAUUCCUCUUGUCAUGGUCCUCUAUCUUUUCAGUUUCCUAGACAGAGUUAAUAUUGGCAACGCUCGACUGUAUGGUCUUGAGGAGGAUCUGAGCCUUUCGUCGAGCCAGUUCCAGGUUGCCGUGUCUAUUCUCUUCGUCACAUACUUACUAUUCGAGGUUCCAUCCAACCUCGUUCUCAAGCUCUUCACUCCGCGCCGAUGGCUCGCUUUUAUCGCUGCUGCAUGGGGAAUCAUUGCCACGCUCACAGGCCUCGUCAACUCAUACGGAGCGUUACUUGCCUGCCGUCUUCUUCUAGGUGUCGUGGAAGCCGGUCUCUUUCCUGGCCUAACUGUAUAUCUCACAUUCUUCUACACCAAGCGGGAACUCGCACUCCGCGUGGGCUACCUUUUCGUCAGCGCUGCAGUCGCUGGUGCUCUCGGUGGUUUGCUUGCGUACGGAAUUGGCCACAUGGAUGACGUGCGUGGUAUGAGCGGCUGGCGCUGGAUCAUGAUCAUUGAGGGAAUUCCCAGCUUCUUGAUCGGUAUUGUCACGUAUUUUGCAUUGCCCAACGAUGCGGAGACGGCGUACUUUUUGGAUGAUGACGAGAAGGCUCUUAUGCGUCUGAGACAUGCACGCGAGUAUGGAAAUACAGCGUCGAGCCGGGAGUUUAGCAAGAAGGAUAUGAUGUGCGCCUUUAAAGACUGGAAGGUAUGGGCGUUUUGUGUUGCGCAGUUCGGAGUCGACACUAUGUUGUACGGAUUCUCUACAUUUUUGCCAACCAUCAUCAGGGAUCUUGGUGACUGGACCGUCGCAGAGACACAGCUUCUUACUGUGCCAUGCUAUUUCCUCGGCGCAGCGGCAUACAUGUCCACGGCAUUUCUCUCGGAUAAGCUGCAGCGCCGUGGACUCUUCUGCGUCAUCUUUGGACUCAUCAGCUGUGUCGGAUAUGCCAUUCUUUUGGCAGAUGUGUCUUCUGGUGCGCACUACUUUGGCUGCUUCCUCGUAGCUGGAGGUUUAUACGUGGUCGUAGGCUUGCCACUGGCUUGGUUGCCUACAAACUCACCUCGUUAUGGAAAGCGCACUACAGGUACGGGUAUGCAGCUGACAUGGGGUAACGCGGCGGGUAUCAUGUCUGCGUUCAUCUAUCCUGCUUCAGAUAGACCUCGAUACAUCAAGGGCCACGCUGUGACGCUCAGUAUGGUCGCGUUGGGCACCGCCAUCUACGGAUACCUGUGGUGGUGGUACCGACGUGAGAAUGAGCGACGGCAAUCAGGCCACAUGGAUGAGAAACAUCGAGGCAUGGGAGAGGAUGAGUUGGCCGAGCUUGGUGACGAAAGCCCUCGUUAUAGGUUUACUAUUUAGAAAGCCGAUCCGGGAUGAAGAGAAGGGUGACCACUGGGCUUAUGGGAGAUAAACCCAAGAUAUAGAGGGAAAUAAUAGGAAGCGUUGAAAAGCGACUAUUGGAUUAUAAUAUAGAUAUUUCCAUGGAGCCGAGUUUCUUUCUUUAUAUCAAGCAGGAUUGCGGUCGGGACAGCGCAGAGCCUCAAAAGCGUACGUAGCAUUGGUUCCAUCCAUUGGUGACCAAUAGCGUUUGCUACUAAGCUACUGGCUUCAGCUGCAUCUUCAGAGCCUCGUUGCUGAGGUGUCUCACAAUAGACACUAAGGAGGCAACGCAAUGAUACUUUGUACAUGGAUGAGAUUUGCAAUGAGAAAUAUUAACGAUACGGUGUCCAGUCAUUCAUAAUACCGCAUCCGUUGCUCGGUACUUGGUAUGGUAUGUUGAUCUAUAGUAAAAAAGCGAGGGAAAUAUUGGAAGCAUGACUU
This is a messenger RNA of Fusarium graminearum PH-1, 1926 nucleotides long. RefSeq lists its product as uncharacterized. The transcript has 5 exons. The coding region runs from base 1 to 1464 and encodes 487 amino acids. The record is from RefSeq and is a predicted model, not a curated record. Gene Ontology annotation, molecular function: transmembrane transporter activity. Gene Ontology annotation, cellular component: membrane. Gene Ontology annotation, biological process: transmembrane transport. NCBI's taxonomy places the organism in Eukaryota, Fungi, Ascomycota, Sordariomycetes, Hypocreales, Nectriaceae.